AUGCCUUCAUCCCUAGCUCGCAAGCUCUUGAUCUGCGCUGCUGUGGAUGGCCUCAUAAUUCAACCACUUGCACCCAAAGGUCAACGUGCUUCUCAGCCAGUAAAAGUCAAAUAUGGUGACUCGUCAGUAUCAUCGCUCUCGCGGGAUCAGCUCCCCGAUAUAAGCAAACCCAACUCGACUUUUGAGGCCUUUGGCAUUAUUGGUCUCUUCACAGUAUCCCGCCUAAGCUAUCUCGUAACCAUCACCGGCCGCCAACAAGUUGCCCAGAUUCGGGGAUAUCCAGUAUACGUCGUCACAGAUGUCGCUCUCACGCCGUGUACUUCUCAAGCCGAGGCCGAGUCCGCUGUGAGACAUACCAGCAUCCAGCUUCGACGUGCUGCACAGGCAAAAGACCAUAACGGCACUGACGAUGAGCUGUCGGGCUCUGAUACCGAGGCUGACGUUGCCUCGUUGUUGGGACAUGAUGAAGUGGACGAGGUGCAGAGCGAUCGCGAGAGCGUGUCUGGAGAGAGAGAAGGCCGAAGCUCCAUUGCUGAAGACGUGAUCAAGCGCAAGGGCAGCUACGGGCGGUUCGCUGAGCGCUGGUUCAGCCAUCGCGGAUGGGUACAAGAUCAGAAGCGGAACAUGGGUAUUAGCGGCGCAGCAGCCCAGAGUUCAGAGGCGCCCGUAGACAUGCAGGCGAAGAAGCAAGAAAAGGGAGAGAAGAAGUUGAGCAAUACGGUGAUCGCCGAAACAGCGAGCGACAAGGUGGGAAACGCCGUAUCGACAGGUGAAAGCUUGAUACCAAAGUUGUUGCGUAUGGCGCAUAUCUGGUUUGGCACUUCUCAAAGUUUCUACUUCAGUUAUGAUGUGGACAUAACCCGGAAUCUGGAGAAUCAAGGACUUUCUACUACCGGCGAUAUCCCACUCCAUCGAGCUGCUGAGCCGCUCUUCUUUUGGAACAGACAUCUUCUCCAGCCUUUUGCAGCCGCAAAAGAAGACUCACUUCUUCUACCACUCAUGCAGGGGUUCGUCGGACAGCGCGAAUUCACAGUAGAUCGACACCCUCCGCAAACGGAUAGCGACAAGGGAUCGGCCGGGAUGGAGAUGAAUGAUUUCACACCUACGGCAUCCGGCACUGCAUCUCCGACGCCCGAGCCAUCAGCUGGCAAGUCUGCCGGCCUGAGAUCUACUGAAAAACAAUUCUUGAUCACAAUAAUAUCGCGCCGAAGCAUUAAACGGGCCGGUCUGCGAUACCUCCGACGCGGCAUUGACGAAGAAGGUCAUGCUGCCAACAGUGUCGAGACAGAGCAGCUGCUCUCAAGUCCCGUUUGGUCAGAUUCUAGAAUUUUCAGCUUUGUUCAAGUCCGGGGCAGCAUUCCACUCUUCUUCACGCAGUCUCCGUACAGUUUGAAGCCUGCCGCUGUGAUACAGCAUUCCGAGCCGGCCAAUCUAAAGGCUCUCACACGGCAUUUUGAUCAGUUGCGCAAGCGCUAUGGCGGCAUACAAGUAGUGAACCUGGUAGAAAAGCAUGGCGUGGAAUCUGUCGUUGGAGGGGCGUUUGAGCAAAAUGUGAAGAAAUACAACGACGACAAGCAAGCUGAUACAGAGAAGGUCAAUUUCGAGUGGUUUGACUUCCAUUCUGCCUGUCGGGGCAUGAAGUUCGAAAAUGUCAGUCUGCUGAUUGACACCCUUGGUGCAGAGGUUGAGAGCUGGGGCAGCACGAUACAGGACCGCCCAGAUGCAAAGAACAAUAUUGGCGCUGGUACUUUGACAUCCACACAGAAGGGAACCCUUCGUACCAACUGUAUGGAUUGUCUCGAUCGGACAAACGUGUGUCAGAGCAGUUUUGCCAAGUACAUGCUUGAUUCACAGUUGAAGGACGAAGGGUUCGAUAUGACCAUCCAGGCUGACCAAACAACGACUUGGUUCAAUACUCUUUGGGCAGACAAUGGCGAUGCAAUCAGCAAGCAAUAUGCUAGUACAGCCGCAAUGAAGGGAGACUAUACUAGAACACGAAAGAGAGACUACCGGGGUAUGGUAAACGACCUCGGGCUGAGUUUGACGCGUUUCUAUAAUGGCAUGGUGAAUGAUUACUUUUCCCAAGCCGCCAUCGACUUCCUGCUAGGCAGCGUCACUUCCAUGGUCUUCGAAGAGUUUGAAGCAACAAUGAUGACCAAAGAUCCUGCCGUAUCCAUGACCAAAAUGCGUGAGCAGGCCAUUGAAACGUCUCAAAAGAUUGUUAUUGAAAACCCAGACUCUGAAGACGUUAUUGGUGGCUGGACGCUGUUGUCUCCGCAGCAGCCCGAUACGAUUAAGAGUUUCCCAUUUGAUGAAGUUGUACUGCUGCUCACCGAUGCAGCCUUGUACGUAUGCCGUUUUGACUGGAAGCUCGACAAGGUUGCCAGCUUUGAGCGGGUUGAUCUCGCGGAUAUCGUGAGCAUCAAAGUCGGAACGUACAUAACCUCCACGAUGUCUUCAACGCAAGCAGACGAAGAAAAGAACGUUGGAUUGGUCAUCACAUACGAGCCUGGGAAGAACCAUAUUCGACGUUUCAAUACAAGAACCUUGACAAGCACUGCCGGCUCUGCGCCAUCUAGCAGUGAUGCAAAGAGCGGUUCAGCAAAUGAAGACCUGAAAGACGGCGCAGGCCCCUCUGUAUCUGGUGGUAUUCUCGCUCCCAUCUUUGGUUCUUCGUCGCCCACCAAAUCGGGCAAGCCAAGCCAAGCUCAGAAGAGAAUCGCUCUCAAGGCUCUCUACGCACAGUCGUCCGAGAACGACGCUGGCGUCGCUAGGAGGGGCAGUCGUGUGCUGAGUGAGCAGGAACAGAUUGAGGUGCUGGCGUCUGAGAUCGAGAGGCAAGUCUUCAUCGCUCAACCGCUUAAUGAUACCCAAGGCAAUGCCGAGAAGAAAAGCAUAGUAGAGCGGCAAGACAUUAUCAGCCUUGCUGAAGCAAGGAAGAAUACUGGACUGCUAGAGACUUGGGGUCAUGCUGUCAAGAAGCUGGUAUGGGCGUAA
Pestalotiopsis fici W106-1 is the source of this 2997-nucleotide messenger RNA. RefSeq lists its product as uncharacterized. Bases 1 to 2997 code for a protein of 998 amino acids. The record is from RefSeq and is a predicted model, not a curated record. NCBI's taxonomy places the organism in Eukaryota, Fungi, Ascomycota, Sordariomycetes, Amphisphaeriales, Sporocadaceae. Gene Ontology annotation, biological process: phosphatidylinositol dephosphorylation. The transcript is spliced from 4 exons. Gene Ontology annotation, molecular function: phosphatidylinositol-4-phosphate phosphatase activity. Gene Ontology annotation, cellular component: endoplasmic reticulum.